AUAUGCCUAGCAUAGAUAAAUAGUUGAAAAAGGUUAAAAAAGUUACUGAAUAAUGUUACACGUCGUUUAAGCGUUACAAGUUAUGAAAUAUGCCGUAGACAUGCUGCUUUAUUACAGAUGUCAUUGACGGAGAAGAAUUCGUUUUGGACUAAUGUUGUCUCGAAUAUAGAACGUGAAGCUUAUGAGAGGACACUCACCGAACGUAUCAAGAAUUAUGAUUUUUCAUUGACUCUGCCAGUUACGCUACGUAACCGCGUGGCCAAGAUAUUGCAAUACGAAUAUGAUGAGUUUGAUCGUAACGUUUUCAUAGCAGAAUCAUCGGUUGACACACCCAUAUCAUUUGGUGAAGAUGAGGUGGAGCCGGACGAUGGCAUCAAAAAGAAAAAGACGGUUGAUCUUUUUAAUGAAAGUACAUGCUCCGAAAUUGAACGCAUGGAACAUGAAUUUCUUGUAUUCGAUUUGGUUAUGGACAAACCGUUAGAACAUAAGGCCAAACAAAAGAGGAAGAAAAACUGGUGUUCUAUGUACAUUUGCAAGCCCCGCAAAGAACGUGUCAGAUGGGACUCAAAAAUUUAUGAACUCGAAGGCACUGUUUGGGAAAAAACUCUAGAUGAGCAAGCUGAACAAUUGAUGGAUGCUUCGGCUGAGCGUUUUACCGAAUGGUUGAAUUCCCUUGGCAGCAGCAAUCAAUCGGAUAUAACCAAAGAGAAGUUAAAAUCUUUCUUUUCAAUUGAAGGCGACCGUAAGCUAUUGGCUUCGAUUAUAACGGAACCAAAGGAAGUGAAAGCUAUCGCCAAAACCGUCGCCGAUAAAUGGAAUCUCCCCGAGAUGGCAUUAGAACUGAAAUAUGAGAAGUAUAUAAAAGAUCGUUUGCAGAAAGUCCCAAGAACUAUAAUUAAGGUGGCGUUCGGUCGAACCGUGCCGAUGAAGGAUCGUCCAUGGUUGCCGUCUGAAAAUGAUACACUAAUUCAUACCGCUUAUCCGCAAGAGUUGUUGACUUUCGAAAAGCUCUUUAAAGGUAUCACGCACUUGCGCUCCACUCGGGCCCUUAUCGAUUUCUACAAAAAGACUCCUAUACUCGAGAAGCCACAGUUUCUAGUAGCAAAUGGACAUUUUAAAGAUAAAGAGGAAGCGGCCGCUAGGGGCGAAGUACCGCUUUAUGAGCGUUUGAAAUUAAAGUAUUAA
This is a messenger RNA of Glossina fuscipes, 1185 nucleotides long. RefSeq lists its product as uncharacterized. Lineage: Eukaryota; Metazoa; Arthropoda; Insecta; Diptera; Glossinidae. The transcript is spliced from 5 exons. The record is from RefSeq and is a predicted model, not a curated record. The coding region runs from base 118 to 1185 and encodes 355 amino acids.